CUUUCAAGUAGUUAAAGUGAGUUGUGGAAAUAAAAGAGGAUUGUUUAAUGGUUCCUCGGUAGGAGGCAACACAUAAAUAUAUAUCACGAGUGAGAGAAACUGGAUUUUUUUAUGUUCAAAGAAAGAAAUGGAAAUGAUAAUCAUCUCUCUCUGCCUAGCAACAAUCCUAGCCCUUCUUCUCCUAAAACAAUUUCUGAAUCGAACGUACACUGCCAAAGUCAACCUACCACCGUCUCCGUGGCGAGUUCCGGUAAUCGGAAACCUCCAUCAGCUAAGCCUCCACCCUCACCGCUCCCUUCGUUCCCUUAGCCACCGCUACGGUCCACUCAUGCUCCUUCAUUUUGGCCGUGUCCCGGUCCUCGUAGUCUCUUCCUCUGACGUAGCUCAUGACCUCAUGAAAACACACGACCUUAAGGUUGCGAACCGCCCGCAAUUAAAAGUGGUGGAGAAAAUUUUCAACGGUGGGCGAGAAAUGGUUUUCUCCCCUUACGGAGAAUAUUGGAGGCAGAUUAAGAGUGUAUGCAUCGUCAAUCUACUCAAUAAAAAAAAGGUACAAUCCUUUGAAAAGGUAAGAGAAGAGGAGAUAAGUGAAAUGAUGGAGAGGGUGGAGAAAGCAAGUUCCGAUUCUUCACCACUAAAUCUAAGCGAACUUCUUCUUACGCUGACAAGCGAUGUCACAAGUAGAGUUUCCUUGGGAAGAAAAUAUAGCAAGGAGGAAAGCAUGAGUGAUUUCAAAAUUCAAAUGAGGAAAAUCACGGAGCUUGUAGGCGGAUUUCCCGUUGGCGAAUAUAUCCCGUGUUUGGCGUGGAUCGAUAAACUUCGCGGUGUGGAUGAAAAAGCCGAGGAAGUGAGUAAAGCAUUUGGAGAUCUUAUGGAAAAAGUGUUGCAAGAGCAUUUAGAUGCCACCGAUAAACCAACACUGGAUUUCGUCGAUGUAUUGCUAUCCCUUGAAAGACACGAGAGAAAUGGAGUACAAAUUCGACGAAGCGACAUUAAGUUCCUAAUCUUGGAUAUGUUUUUAGCAGGAACAGAAACAACUUACGCACUACUAGAAUGGAUAAUGACAGAGCUUAUCAGACAUCCAGAGUGCAUGAAGAAACUCCAAGACGAGAUUCGCGCAAAGGCAACAAAACUUAUUCUAUAUAUAUCAGAAGAAGAUGUUGAGGAUAUGAAGUACUUAAAAGCGGUGGUUAAGGAGGUGCUUCGGUUGCACCCACCUUUACCAUUACUAGUUCCCAGAGAACUGAGUGAAGAUAUUAAAUUAAAAGGAUACGACAUAGCUGCAGGCACACAGGUGAUUUGUUUUGUUCUUUUGUUAUGCUCCUUUUAACCAAUAAAUCGUAAUAAGCAUCUAAAUGUCUUUGGAGGAUCUAUAUAUAUAUAUAUAUAUAGGUAAUAAUCAAUGCUUGGGCUAUUCAACGAGACACUAUGACAUGGGGGAUAGAUGCUGAAGAAUUUAGGCCAGAGAGGCACUUAGAUUCACUUGUGGAUUUUCGAGGAACAAAUUUUGAAUUCAUUCCAUUUGGGUCUGGAAGAAGGAUUUGUCCUGGAAUCGGAUUUGCUAUGGCUUUGGUUGAGGUGACACUAGCCAACCUUGUGAAUCGAUUUAACUGGAGAAUGGAAGUCCAACAUUCCGGGGAUGAAUAUGAUCUAGCGGAAUCAACGGGACUUGAUGUUUGCCGCAAAUUUCCUCUUAUUGUAUUUCCAUCUCCCGCUUAAUCUAGUCCCCAUGUAUCACUACGUUCAUCAAGUGCAAAUUGAUGGGGAAUGGGGUGGUAUAUCCAUAUUUCGUUCAUUACGUUUAGGGGCUAAUUCCUUGAAAGAGAAGUAGUCUAUUUUCGUGAUUCAUGUUCUAGAACGGUGCUUAAUUAAUUGCCUUUGACUCAUUGAUUUAUUUUGUUCCUCAAUCCCUGAAAAUUUUCCUAAGACCCAACGCUUUUAUCUUAUUUGCUUAAUCAAUCUUUUUUCAUUG
Messenger RNA from Arabidopsis thaliana (thale cress), 1972 nucleotides. It is a transcript of the gene CYP71A14, whose product is annotated as cytochrome P450, family 71, subfamily A, polypeptide 14. The record is from RefSeq and is marked reviewed. Gene Ontology annotation, cellular component: membrane. NCBI's taxonomy places the organism in Eukaryota, Viridiplantae, Streptophyta, Magnoliopsida, Brassicales, Brassicaceae. Gene Ontology annotation, molecular function: oxidoreductase activity, acting on paired donors, with incorporation or reduction of molecular oxygen; heme binding; iron ion binding. The transcript is spliced from 3 exons. The coding region runs from base 128 to 1330 and encodes 400 amino acids.